AUGGGCUUCUACUUCAAUUCUCACACGCUGGCCUCUUUCUUCCUGCUCUUAGCAUUCCCAGCCUUCACUUAUGGAUGGGGAAUUGUCGGCCACCAGAUUAUUUGCCAGAUUACCCAGGAUCGUUUAAGUGAGUCAGCAGCUGCAACGGUUAAAGAACUACUCCCUGCCUACGCAGAGAACGACCUAAGCACCCUUUGCUCUUGGGCAAAUACAAUCAAGUUUCGAUACCAUUGGUUGUCGGAACUUCACUACAUUGAUACCCCUGAUGAUCUUUGCACUUAUAAUUACAACAGGGAUUGCAAAGAUGAAGAUGGUGUGAAAGGGAGGUGUGUCUCAGGUGCCAUCACUAAUUAUACUAAUCAGCUUCUCACCUAUGGAAGCUCUGCCAAUGAAUCACAAUAUAAUCUCAUUGAAGCACUUCUAUUCCUUUCUCACUUAAUGGGUGACAUCCAUCAGAUAGAAGAGACUAUUUCUUAA
This is a messenger RNA of Zingiber officinale, 477 nucleotides long. Its product is annotated as endonuclease 2-like. Gene Ontology annotation, molecular function: nucleic acid binding; endonuclease activity. NCBI's taxonomy places the organism in Eukaryota, Viridiplantae, Streptophyta, Magnoliopsida, Zingiberales, Zingiberaceae. Gene Ontology annotation, biological process: DNA catabolic process. Bases 1 to 477 code for a protein of 158 amino acids. The transcript is spliced from 3 exons. The record is from RefSeq and is a predicted model, not a curated record.